AUGGGGAAGUCCAAUGGGCUCCAGACGGAGAAAGAAGCGGGCAUGGUUAUGGGCACGAAUGGAAGCAGUAUCGUCUCAAAACGGAGUGUCGAGCGGAUAUAUUACGAUGAACCUCAUUUCUUUCGGCAUUUCGUCAUGACCAUCCCACGGCGAGCCCCCCUGAUAAACCGUGGAUACUGGCUACGAAUGUAUGCCAUUGAACACACUGUUCUAGAGUUUUUGAAAGAGGAUACAGGCCGCCCAAAACUGGUUAUAAAUUUCGGUUGUGGAUUUGAUCCCUUGCUCUUCCAGCUUCUUGCACGAGAACCCAAGUUAUGUGAAAAUGUCAAGUUUAUUGAUAUUGAUCAUCAUAAAUUGAUGCUCGAGAAAUGGGAUGCCAUACAAAACAGUGCUGAACUCAAGAGUCUUAUUCCUGAUGCCGUUUUUGCUGAUCAGGGUGGUCCCCUAAUUCGAGGCAAACAAUAUGUCGGGAUUGGGUGUGACCUCGGGGACCUUGUGGAACUGGAAAAGAUUUUGAAGUCCGAACUAGAUCCUUCCAAGUUCUCAAUACUUUGUACUGCAGAGGUCUCCCUAACUUACAUGGACGUCAAGGCCGCGGAUGCAUUGAUUGCGUGGGCGGUGAAGUUGAGCGAUGAUACCCAGUUUGGCCUACUCGAGCAGUUCUUCCCAGACGGGCCCGAGCACCCAUUCGCGAAGACGAUGAUGGCACAUUUUACCAAAUGGCGGGCUCCACUCCAAUCUAUCCAUGUCUAUCCCACACUAUCGCAACAGGAGCAACGUUUUAUCAACGCAAAUUGGAAACAAGCCCACGCUAGAAGUUUGUGGGCAGCUUGGAGUGACCAUGAAUUCAUAAGCUCAGAAAAAAGGGUAUCUCUUGACUCUUUUGAGGCAUUUGAUGAAUGGGAAGAACUUGCUCUGUUUGCUUCACAUUACUUUUUGCUCAGGGCGAGCACACGAGCAUUAGCACCCGAGGAAGUUAGCCCACGGCAAACAGCGAUCCAAGCCAACCUAACGUCACAAGAUUACCCAUUGCGCCUGAUACCUAAUUUCCCCAUCAAUUUUAAGGGACAGAAACGUUUUGGAGCUCUAUUUGCCAUGGACGGCCAAAUAGGAUUUCAUGCUGGGCUAGGUCAGAAAGCUCGACUUGCAUCUACGGAUUUAUAUGCGUCAUCGGCCAUAUCUAGCAUCACUACAAAAAAUAUACCGCCAGAAACAAUUACGGCACGGAUGUGCCACACCAUUACACAAUUGGGCAAUGGUCGAUGCUUACUAGUGGGUGGUCGUACCGCUCCAUCUAGAGUGCUCAAUGAUACGUGGUUAAUGGAGGGAGGUAACUGGCACCAAUCAAUCAAUCUUUUGACACCGUGCUUCCGACAUUCCGCUACCGCUGUGAUAUUUCCGGGAGGUGACGAGGGCGUACUUAUUUACGGUGGUAAGUCGUCCGGUGGUAAAGUUACUGGACAAUUCGCGUUGUGGAGAAAGACCGACGAAACAGAGAGCUGGACGGUUUUGGCCGCCCACGGUGGCCCCUGUCCACGGUUUGGGGCCGUACUUUCUAGCAUCGACAGUGGAAGAGGAAUUCUUUUUGGGGGAAUGUCACAGGAUGGUGUAGUGCUCAAUGACUUUUGGACGUGGCAGCUAUCCAUGAGCGAUGACGGGGAAGUAUCACUGCAGCUGACAGACGAAACACUGCAAAUCCAAAAAUCUCUGCCACAAAUAUCCGUAUGGCUAUCACGUUUUGGAGCCACGGUACAUCAACUUGAAAAUAAGCUGGUCGUCAUAGGAGGAAUUUCUGCUGGUGGAUGCAUCCCACAUGAGUAUGAGGUCAUAACGCUUGACUUAGCCGCCUUGAAAUGCGGCAGCAUCAAUAAUACACCUCUCCCGUUCACUGUGGAUACUUCUCCCACCCAUCCGCGGCCCCUCCUAGUCGGUCAUAGUUCUCUGCCUGUUGGCGGAGGCAGGAUUUUGAUAAUAGGUGGCGGAGCCGUGUGUUUUGCUUUUGGCACGUUUUGGAACAACGGGACGUGGUUGUUGGAUGGAGGUUUGUCGGGCAGUGAUAUUGAAUGGCGCAUGAUUCAACCAGUAUCAAGUUCUGAUGCCCAUACAACACUGAAUAUCGAUCCACCACUAAUGGCCCAUUCUCCCACCACCACCUCUUGUCUCAAAAACUGA
Messenger RNA from Arthroderma uncinatum, 2172 nucleotides. Its product is annotated as leucine carboxyl methyltransferase 2. Lineage: Eukaryota; Fungi; Ascomycota; Eurotiomycetes; Onygenales; Arthrodermataceae. The record is from RefSeq and is a predicted model, not a curated record. Bases 1 to 2172 code for a protein of 723 amino acids. Gene Ontology annotation, molecular function: tRNA methyltransferase activity; protein binding. Gene Ontology annotation, biological process: tRNA methylation; wybutosine biosynthetic process. The transcript has 4 exons.